AUGGGCGGCAAGGGCUUCCCUGGCGAGGUCGUCGGCUUUUUUCUCGCCGCGGCUUUAUGCAUCAUUUGCCCGGAGUACGUGUUAUCAGCACAAAGAGAGCUUGGCAAAGGCUCGCCCACUAAUGAGUCGGCGACAGUGGCCCCGGCGGGGUCCGUGGACAACGCUAUCAGGCCCGGGGUACCCGCAGUCGACCCCCCGCGCUCGACCCCCAGGUCCGGACCCUACUUCGACUUGGUGGCUUCGAAGAACGUCACGGCGUUAUUGGGGAAAACGGCGUAUCUUAAUUGCAGAGUAAAGAAUUUAGGAAACAAAACGUUGCAGAACAUGCAAGUGUCUUGGGUGCGACACAGGGAUAUUCACCUGCUAACAGUUGGUCGGUACACCUAUACGAGUGACCAGAGAUUUAGAGCUAUACAUCUACCACAUUCUGACGAUUGGACCCUUCAGAUAAAAUACCCACAACAUAGAGACUCGGGGAUUUACGAAUGUCAAAUAUCGUCUACCCCUCACAUGAGCCAUUUUAUUCAUUUGAAUGUCGUUGAACCAACGACGGAAAUCAUCGGUGGUCCCGACCUGUACAUCGACCGGGGUAGUACCAUAAACCUGACGUGUGUGGUACUAUAUUCUCCAGAGCCACCAGCGUAUAUAUUUUGGAAUCACAAUGAUGCGAUUAUAAGCUACGACUCCCCCCGAGGGGGUGUCUCCGUGGUGACGGAGAAGGGGGAGACGACGACCUCGUUCCUCCUUAUCCAGCAAGCCAGGCCUUCAGACUCUGGCACCUACCAGUGUAACCCGAGCAACGCACAGUCGAAAAGCGUUGUAGUACACGUGCUUAAUGAAGCAAAUUCUAUUUUCCCUUUGUCAGGUGAGUACCCGGCAGCCAUGCAGCGGGGCGGACAGGCCUUCGCCCCUACCUCACCGGCACACUGCAUCAUCUUAGCUAUAUCCAUAUUUAUAACUCUCUCUUGA
Amyelois transitella is the source of this 969-nucleotide messenger RNA. RefSeq names its product lachesin-like. Gene Ontology annotation, biological process: synapse organization. The coding region runs from base 1 to 969 and encodes 322 amino acids. Gene Ontology annotation, cellular component: neuron projection membrane. Lineage: Eukaryota; Metazoa; Arthropoda; Insecta; Lepidoptera; Pyralidae. The record is from RefSeq and is a predicted model, not a curated record. The transcript has 7 exons.